Messenger RNA from Helianthus annuus (common sunflower), 1549 nucleotides. RefSeq names its product vacuolar-processing enzyme beta-isozyme. The transcript is spliced from 10 exons. Gene Ontology annotation, molecular function: cysteine-type endopeptidase activity. The record is from RefSeq and is a predicted model, not a curated record. Gene Ontology annotation, biological process: vacuolar protein processing. Bases 1 to 1398 code for a protein of 465 amino acids. Lineage: Eukaryota; Viridiplantae; Streptophyta; Magnoliopsida; Asterales; Asteraceae.
AUGGCAAAUUGGAACAUAGUUUUCCAACUCAAACUAUUACUACUAAUUGUGUUUGUGGUACAAUACUCGAAAGCUACCCGACUAAGCUUGUUCCACCCAUUUGGUUCUACUAAUGAACCACAAGGCAAUGGCAUCACGUGGGCGGUUCUUGUAGCUGGUUCCAGUGGGUACGAAAACUAUGGUCAUCAGGCAGACGUUUGUCACGCAUAUCAAAUACUGAAACGUGGGGGGUUGAAGGAUGAAAACAUAAUUGUGUUUAUGUACGAUGAUAUUGCUAGUGAUCCAAACAAUCCAUAUCCGGGUGUCAUAAUCAACCGUCCCAACGGCUCAGAUGUCUACGCGGGUGUGCCAAAGGAUUAUACUGGUGAAAGCGUGACCGCGGACAAUUUCUACGCUGUGCUUCUUGGCAAUGCAACAGCAGUGAAGGGUGGAAGUGGGAAAGUUGUAGCGAGCCAACCUGAUGAUAAGAUAUUCGUGUAUUUCACCGAUCAUGGAGGCCCUGGAGUCCUUUGUAUGCCGAACGAUCCUUUCAUUUACGCCAAUGACUUUAUCAAAGUUUUGGAGACAAAACAUGAAAUGGGAACCUAUGAUGAGAUGGUUAUAUAUGUUGAAGCAUGUGAAAGUGGAAGUAUUUUCGAAGGUCUGCUGCCAGCAGAUCUGAACAUUUAUGUGACAACAGCAUCUAAUGCAAAUGAGAGUAGUUACGCCGCAUAUUGUGAUGGGUUCAACACUUGCUUAGGUGAUUUAUACAGUAUCUCAUGGAUGGAAGAUAGUGACUCGGAAGACUUAAGGGUUGAAACUUUGGAACAACAAUACUUGAAGGUGAAGAUAAGGACUUACGAUAACCAUUCUUCUGAGGGAUCUCAUGUGAUGCAAUAUGGUACUCUAGGAAUAAGCAAAGAGACUGUUUCGGUUUAUCAAGGUUCUACUCCUAAGAAGUCCUCCGCACACACAUUGCAAUCUUCUGACUCCAUGGAUGUUGUUAACCAAAGAGAUGCAGAUCUUUAUUCAAUGUGGCAAAUGCACAAGAAAUUAACAGAAGGAUCACAACAAAAGGAAGAACUAUUCAAGAAGAUCAAGGAAAUAACUGCACAUAGGACACAUUUGGAUAGCAGCGUCGAUAUGAUCAAGGGUUAUUUGUUAGGUAACGAACAAGCAUUAGUGAGAGACAAAGGAUCGGCCCUUGUGGAUGAUUGGGGAUGUCUAAAACUUAUGGUUCGGACAUUUGAGAAAUAUUGCGGAUCAUUGACUCAAUAUGGCAUGAAACAUACACGAACAUUCGCAGACUUAUGUAACAAUGGAGUUACCAAUAUUGCCAUGGAUACAGCUACAAAGCACACAUGUAGCUCAUACAAAAUGGGGCGAUGGAAUCCUGCUCUUGUCGGUUACAGUGCUUGAUCAUUACAUGAUGAAACCAGUGGUAGAUCGAAGGAACGAUGAACUGUUUUUUUUAUUAAUAAAGUUACAUUUGUAAUAAUGGUUAUACAAGUUGGAACCAUAGCUUUCAAACUGCAUGAUUUCUUCUUUAACUACCAAUCUAUUUUUGUAA